AUGCGUUUCAUCAUCUCCAUACUCGCGCUCUCCGCGACUCUUGUAUCUGCUCAGGGGGUGGCUUCUGCACCUGGUCCUGAUCCAUCUAAUCCACCUUCUGAACAGAGUUGCUCGGUCUUCAUCGACCGUUGUGUGCAGAAUGGGGACCCAUGCUCGAUUUUCUGCCUACACGCAACGACAAAUGAGCUCAUCUCCAUACAGGAAAAGUUUUGCCUCAAGGUCGGACAAGCGUGGACUUGCAGUGGAGAACAGCCAAACCGCGGGACCUAG
This is a messenger RNA of Bipolaris victoriae FI3, 270 nucleotides long. RefSeq lists its product as hypothetical. The record is from RefSeq and is a predicted model, not a curated record. The transcript is spliced from 2 exons. NCBI's taxonomy places the organism in Eukaryota, Fungi, Ascomycota, Dothideomycetes, Pleosporales, Pleosporaceae. The coding region runs from base 1 to 270 and encodes 89 amino acids.